This is a messenger RNA of Pogoniulus pusillus (Red-fronted tinkerbird), 3458 nucleotides long. It is a transcript of the gene ARL4C, whose product is annotated as ADP ribosylation factor like GTPase 4C. The transcript has a single exon. Gene Ontology annotation, biological process: endocytic recycling; intracellular protein transport. The record is from RefSeq and is a predicted model, not a curated record. Bases 124 to 702 code for a protein of 192 amino acids. Gene Ontology annotation, cellular component: plasma membrane; cytoplasm. Lineage: Eukaryota; Metazoa; Chordata; Aves; Piciformes; Lybiidae. Gene Ontology annotation, molecular function: GTPase activity; GTP binding.
CCUGCCCCCCGACGCCUGCUCCGCGCCCAGCCCAGCUCACCCCGGGCCGUGCCUUUUCGGGCUCGGCGGCGCGGAGCGGCGGGGAUGGGCGCGGGGCUGUGAGGGCGGCGUGGAGCCGUGGCCAUGGGGAACAUCUCCUCCAACAUCUCCGCCUUCCAGUCCUUGCACAUCGUCAUGCUGGGCCUGGACUCGGCGGGGAAGACCACGGUGCUUUACCGGUUGAAGUUCAACGAGUUCGUCAACACUGUGCCCACCAUUGGGUUUAACACGGAGAAGAUCCGGCUGAGCAACGGGACUGCCAAGGGCAUCAGCUGCCACUUCUGGGAUGUGGGUGGUCAGGAGAAGCUGCGCCCGCUCUGGAAGUCCUACAGCCGCUGCACGGACGGCAUCAUAUACGUGGUGGACUCAGUGGACGUGGACCGGCUGGAGGAAGCCAAAACAGAGCUGCACAAGGUGACCAAGUUCGCCGAGAACCAGGGCACCCCGCUGCUGGUCAUCGCCAACAAGCAGGACCUGCCCAAGUCCCUGCCGGUGGCUGAGAUCGAGAAACAGCUGGCCCUCCAUGAGCUGACCCCUUCCACCACCUACCACAUCCAGCCUGCCUGCGCCAUCAUUGGUGAGGGGCUCACGGAGGGCAUGGACAAGCUCUACGAGAUGAUCCUGAAGCGGAGGAAGUCCCUCAAGCAGAAGAAGAAGCGGUAGAAGCCCCGCAGAGGCGGGGAGGGAUGGGGGAGCAGACAAAGGAACCGAGGGGGAGAGAGAACCAAAGCGAUUCUUUUUGUUUUAAUUGUAUUUUCCCCCUCCUUUUAUUUUUUCCCCUUCCUUUUUGAUUUCCCUGCUUUCCAAAUGAACAGACAAUAGGGGUAAUAACAAAGCCUCUCCUGCCAGCCGAGCCCAGAUCGCGGCUGCGGGUGAGAGUCGGCAUCUCCCUUCUCCUACUGCCCCUUUACGUGGACCACCGAGGGUCGGAUCCGGACCUCCCGGGCCGGGCUGGAGCCGUCCGAAGGCGCGAGACCCCCUCCGUCCUUGGGAACCACCGAGCUUUUGUGUGCCGGGGGCGAACAGGGCAGGACCCUGUUGAAGUGCAUUGGCGAGAAGCCCGGCGUGCUUCUGGAUCUUUAUCGUGUGCAUUUUGGGGUGGGGGGGGGAUGGAUGCUAUGGGGAGGGAGGGAUGGCAGCGCUCGGGUGAAGGUCAGCGGUGAGAGGGCUUCCAUCUGCACCCCGAUACCUGCCCGCAUCACUCCCCGCCCGCCACGUUUGUCUGUGGCAAGGGGUGGGCUGGACCAGCAUAAAGUGUGUGUUGGGGAUGGGGGGAUAUGGGUGAGGCGACCACCCCUCCUGCGGAUGUUUUAGGGUGUAGAGCAAGGACGGGCAGCCUCCAGCCCAGGGAGGGGUUGAGGCUGCGGUGCCGGGGGUGCUCAGCAGCUGCAGAGUGGUGCUGAGUUUUAAGCUGUUUGAUAAAAAAAAAAAAGAAAAAGAAAAAAAGAAGACAUGGGUUUUGGGUGAGCGCUGCUGGAAGUGUGUGUGCGGAUUGUCUGGGAGUCCCCCUUUGGAAAGGCUUCAUUGUGUCAUCUGCUGAAGCAAAGCCCCGAGCAGGUCUUUAUCGAGCCCAGGCAGAUGCAGGCUCAUGCUCCAAGGUGCUGUUCUGCUUCAGCUGAGGUGAGCCAAACUAGGCGUUAUUAAAAACAAAUACAAAAACACCUGCAAGCAAAACCAACAAAAAACCUCCGAGCUUGUUGGCCUUGGUCACGGUGCUGGGCAGCGGUCGGCGCAGGAGGGCAGGGCAGCGCUUGCUAAGCACGGGGCUCAUGGCAGGGCAGAAUGAAUGGAUGGACGGAUGGUUACUGGCACUGCCCUCUGGGGUGGCUGGAGCUUGCAAGAUCUCUGCUGGCAAGGGACUCAGCAGCGCCGGGGCACUGGCAGGGGUGGGGCGGGGGCGUGCGGUAACAUAUGGGGGUGUUAGUUUUUUAUAGAGGUUUAAACCCGAUGGAAGCAGAGAAGCCCUUGCCACCGGCAGUAGCCGAGCAGAGCCGCACCUGGGGCAGGGGCAGGCCUCGCUCACGCUCCUUCUGCAGAUGUCCGUUUUGGUACCUGGAUGAGACCGGGAACCAAAAGCCAUUUGCUGCCUGGUUUGGCCCGGGACCCAGCUCUAUGGAGGAGAAACCAUGGCUCCCAACUUUCCAUGAAGCCCACAGGCAGCCUUCAGGGGCCAAAUACCCUGAGUUUUGAGCCACGCAGCCCGGCAGGAUUUUCUGGUGAUUUUACACCAGCCUUCCCAUUUGAAAGCUUCUUCCCAGAGCAGCCAAGGAGAAACCAGCAAGCGGACAAAAGAAAAAUGCCCUUCAUGUUUCAGGGAGUUGAUUCUCCUCUUGCAGUGAUGAGUGCAGCACCUUCCAAAUAGUGUGCAGGGUUUUGGGGUUUUUUUUGGUUAGGAAACAAAUGUUGCACCCAACUAGUGUUUCUCUUGAGGGAUUUGAGUUCCCAAAGCGAGUCCCGACUUGUACGCUAAGUGGGCUGGUCCCAUCAGUUCAGGUGGCUCUGUUCCCGCUUCCUUGGGUUUCCUUUGCUUUGUCUUCACCUCCAACACUUUGGUAGUUGCUGUCGAGAGAGAAGGAAAAAAAAAAAUCUUUGUGAUGCCACAGAAGCUACAUGCGUUAACCCUUUUUGGGAGAGCAGCCCAUUUUAGAGGCAAAAUGUAAAGCUACAUUUUCCCCACCAGCUCAAAACCAGGUUUUUUUUAAUGACAUGUGCAGACUAUGAGCUGUGGGGUUUGCCUCCUUGCUGACAAGACACAAGUCUUGGUUUGGGAGAUGCUGGCAUGGAAAGCUUGGUGGCAUGCAUUUAUGGAGCUCCGUCCUUCUCAGGGGAUUGUUGCACUCAGCUGAGCAUCCCCCUGGAGAAGUGGCUGGCUUUUGGCAGAGCGCUUCGGCUUGUGCUGCGCUGGCAGCCCGUGCUUGAAGGUUCAGCUGAGCCAAGGUGGGACAACGCUGCGGUGGUGCCAUUCCCACCAACUCUGCUUUCUGCAAUAAUUAAAAAGACUUUUCCAAUUAGUAGCCGAUGACUUCUGUGGUAUUUCUGUCACGUUUCCCAACCAUAUGCUGAUUUCUCCUGUGUGAAGAUGUGCACUGUCUAUGAUGGGCUAGAAGAAGAGGUGGCUCAGCCAAGUGGUGGUUAAGGGAAAUUGCCUGAAAACGAGCUGGGCUUUUUUGCAAGGUUGUGCAUCUUUGAAUAUGUUUGAAUGACUUUUAGGGUUGUUUUUUUUUUUAAGCAGCUGUCACAAGGUACUGAUCUCAUUUCCCCAGGUACCUUUGCAGUGUUCCCAUCAGUGUUGGAUAUCCUGCUGCCCGUGACCUUACCCUUGCCAUUGUCCAUCGGUCUGUUCCUCCUGUCUUUUCUUCUUUUUUUAAAAGAUGCAGACAUAAUGCUGUGAACUGAAAUAAAUUAUUUAUACAAUGAAA